CUUGACCAGCGGUUCCGCUGAGGAUGCUGAACACAACCAUGAAAACACACACGGGAUGUUACUUAUAAACAGACAAGGUGCAUUCAUUCAAGGAGGACCACAUAAACGGCUGAAAGUCACAGAUGAGUGUCCGGUGAUGGAAAACCUGACUGGAUCCAACUCUGAGCCGCAGCCUGGGGGCAUCACAGUUCCUCAUGUCCCCCCAAAAAAGACGUCAAUUUAUGAAAACGGUCACGAGCAUCCCACUCAUAUGGACCCCACAGCUGCAGCACACAGAGGGGCCAGCGAUCCAACCACAUACCCUCUGUUAGAUUACCGAGGUCUGGUCCGGCAGAGAUUUAUACGCAGAAGUUUGUGGUUCUCCGAAUCAGAGGAUCAAGAACUCGAGGUUUCAGACUGCGACACCAUCAGCAGUCCCGUUAAAAGUGCUCGUAUUGUGGUCCAGAGGAGUUUUAAUGCGAAGAGUCCGGUGGGACAGGGUGAUUGUGUAACAAAGAGCUUCAGCAAAGAGCCAGAGACAAGCGAGGCUGAGGAAAAACAUGACGAGGAACCCCCGGAAACCUCCAGCAGCGGGGACAAAGCUGGGAGUGACGAGAAUGAGGAAGAUGCCGCAAUGAAGGCAGUAUCCACCUCUCCGGGUGGACGCUUUCUUAAGUUUGAUAUUGAGCUUGGAAGAGGGUCCUUCAAAACAGUCUAUAAGGGCCUAGACACUGAGACAUGGGUGGAGGUGGCCUGGUGUGAACUUCAGGAUCGUAAGCUGUCCAAAGUGGAACGUCAGAGGUUUAAAGAGGAGGCAGAGAUGCUAAAAGGUCUUCAGCAUCCAAACAUUGUGCGCUUCUAUGACUUUUGGGAAUCUCCUGUUAAGGGGAAGAAGUGCAUUGUUUUAGUCACCGAACUGAUGACAUCUGGAACACUAAAAACGUAUCUGAAGCGAUUCAAGGUGAUGAAACCAAAAGUCUUACGAAGCUGGUGCAGACAGAUCCUAAAAGGUCUUCACUUCCUCCAUACGAGGACCCCUCCCAUUAUACAUCGAGACCUGAAGUGUGACAAUAUCUUCAUCACUGGUCCUACAGGCUCAGUCAAGAUCGGAGAUCUUGGCCUGGCCACUCUAAAGAGAGCUUCUUUUGCCAAAAGUGUAAUAGGCACUCCAGAGUUUAUGGCCCCUGAGAUGUACGAGGAGCACUAUGAUGAAGCCGUAGAUGUGUAUGCCUUUGGGAUGUGUAUGCUAGAAAUGGCCACAUCUGAGUAUCCAUACUCAGAGUGCCAAAAUGCAGCACAAAUCUAUCGCAAAGUCACUAGUGGUGUGAAGCCAGCCAGUUUCAUUAAGGUGGCCGUGCCUGAAAUAAAAGAAAUCAUUGGAGAGUGUAUCUGCCAUCGCUGGGAGGAAAGGUACUCCAUAAAGGACUUACUAAACCAUGCAUUCUUUGCGGAGGACACAGGUGUGAGAGUAGAGCUGGCUGAAGAGGAUGACGGCAAGAAGUCUUCCAUUGCUCUGAGGCUUUGGGUUGAAGACCAGAAAAAGCUUAAAGGAAAGUAUAAAGACAGCGGUGCAAUCGAGUUCACCUUUGACCUGGAGACAGAAGUCCCGGAAACAGUUGCCCAGGAAAUGGUGGAGUCUGGCUUCUUUUUAGAGGUUGAUGUGAAGAUUGUGGGUAAGUCUAUCCGUGACCGUGUGUCUCUAAUAAAGUGGAGACGGCAGCGGAUUGUCCGUAAUGGAAAAACAGAAGAGAGCAUGACCAAGACUGAGGCACAGAAUCUCCUUCAGGUGCCCUCCACAGGGCCACCUCCACCAGGUCUUCCAUCCGAAACUGAGGAACUACAGACUGAAGCAGUCAGCCUGGUCUGCAGUGCCCCAACUAGUGCUACUACAGCUACACACAGCAGUUCAGGCUCAACAAUGAUCACAGGCCAUUCAGGCAACCAAGACAGCCCUUCUCAGCAGUCCCUUUCGGAGUCCAUUUCCACUGGCCAAAUGGUCUUAAGCCCUCCAGGACAGCUUCUGGCUCAAUUGCCACAGUGUACCCAACAGCCAUCUCUGGGGACUCAACAACAACCUUCUCUACAAAUGCAUCAAGGUGUCCCACAACAAACCGUAGGCCAGUUACUCCACGGGGCUCAGCAACAACCUAGUCCUCAGCAAACCCAGGGAGCCCAACAACAGCCUAGUGGUCCCCUGCACCAGGUUACACAAGCACAGGCCCAUGGUUUGGUGCCACAACCCACCAUUCAGCUGCACCAACAAUAUCAGCAGUCAGCUCAUCAGCUACAUCAAGGGGCGUUUCAGCAGUCUUCGGUACACCUGCGUCAGAGCUCUUACCAGCCAUCACCUCCUUCCACUCAAUUGGUUUCUAAGACCGUCUCUGCUCCAGCUACUCCUGUACCACAUGCUCGUCCACAGAGCAUUCAUGCCUCCGCCCUCGUAGCACAGGAGUUUCACCUUUAUUUCCAUCCUGAAGCUUUCCAGCCUCAGCCCCUAGUGCUGCCAUCUUCAGAUGCUCAGUUCAUUCCACAGCAUCUAUUACAGUCAGGACCUUCAAUGCUCAGCACCGCUACCCUUCCUCCACAACCACAGCUAAAUGUUCAGACACCCCUUCUCCAGCCUCUACAAAUCGCCACACAGUUUCCUUCGACAUAUCCUCUUUUGCCAGAAGGGGGCACAUCUGCAGGGACAGAGCCAAUACCUUUCUCCUCAGUCUCUUUCUCUUCUUCCUAUCCCACAAAUGCUCAUCCCGUCUCCUCUCCCUACUACACAUUAAGCCCUAUCAGUGCUCCUCCUCCCACACUAUCUGUAUCCUGCAUGCUAGGUGCAGGCACACCUGUCUCCACCCCUCUGAAUGUUCCUAGCCCUAUACCUCUCCUGGCUAUGGCCCUGUCCCCACACAUGCUUCCUCCUGAGCAACAUCUGCAGCAGAUGUACUACCCAGUUCCACCACCAGAAGGUGCCAUUUUGCAAGCUCUACCCCAGCCAACACAACCCUCCCUUCCCCUCCCUCAGCAAGACCCAUCUAUUUCUGAACCUUUUCACAGAGGCUUAAAAUGUUUUCAACUGGAGUACCCCCGCCAUGAGGAAUUGCAGAUCCUGACCCCAUUAUCUCACAUCAUUCUGUCGCAGAUCCAGUCUCAACAGGACAGGCAGUCAGAGACAAAGUUUACCACUGUCCAAACCCUACCUGAGACUGUGGAGCCUCCUCUGCAGCCUUUUGGCAUACACACAGGAUAUGCUGUUCCUGAGAGUGCUGACAUGCCCAAUACAACUCAGCAAACAGCAGACACGGCUUCAAUGCCAGCUCCUCCUGCGCUAGAGCCCACCCCAUUUCAACCUAACACCGAGGCCCCUGUAUCUAUUCCACUCCAUAGUUUUGUAUGCGACAGCCUAAACCAAGAUGCAUCUGGUAAAGAAAUGAGUGACAGCUUUGAAGGAUCCACUGGUGGAGGAAAGGGUGAUGGCAAACCCAGAAAGCACCACCGCAAAUCUGCUCGAACGCGCUCGCGCCAGGAAAAAAUUAACAAGCCGAAGCUAAGCAUGCUAAACGUUAGUAAUACAGGUGACAAGAUGGUGGAAUGCCAGCUGGAGACACACAAUCAUAAAAUGGUGACUUUCAAAUUUGACCUAGAUGGAGAUGCACCUGAAGAAAUAGCCACUUACAUGGUGGAAAAUGGCUUUAUUCUACCAAUAGAAAAGGAGAUUUUUAUAGAUCAACUUAAAGACAUUGUCGACAAGGCAGAAGAUAUUCUAAGCGAGGACAUGGAUGGAGAGAAGAUAUCAGAUUUUGGGAAAAAUCAUUUGCAAGGACAAACUCCUGGAGAUGAAGGGGGAGAGGGAAUAAAUGGACAGCAACCUGGGGCUCCCCAGCCAGUGUAUCAGCAAAAUGUUCUGCACACGGGUAAGAGGUGGUUCAUCAUCUGCCCUGUGGAAGAGGCUCCUGGUGCCAGUCGGGAUGCAUCUUCAGAUGGAGGUCCAUCUACACAAUCUCCAUCCACAACAACAAUAACUGAUGGGACAGCCACUGCUCAGCCUGAGAGUUCUUCAGCCCAUCCUCCUGAACCCAGCACAGGAUCUGCUUCAGCAUCCAUGGAUUCAGAAGCCUGUGCGACAGCACCUCCAUCAGGAGGAAGUGAUCCCUUUGGGGUUUGGAGUCCCCUCUCUCUGACCACUACUGAUCCUUUUGCUCUGGCUGCUCUUCCCCAAGCCCCCCCUGCUCCGCAAGCCGCUGUAAUGCCAGCUCGUUCUGCUUCCCAUUCAGAGGAAAUGCCAAAUUUGGGCUCCGCCCCGGUCAAUGUGCAGCAAUCCCAGCCAUGCAUGGAUCCUCAAAGCUCUGUUUUUGUGGAUGAGACCCAGAGAUUAGGCUCUGUCUCCCCUAUGCACACUGCUCAGCAGAUGGCUGAAAUCGCAUGUGCCGUCUCCAUGGUGGAGGACGUGCCCUGCUGCCCGCUGGUCAUGCCGAUGUCCCUAGAAGUGAGCAGUGGGGCUCAGAGACCAUCCUCUGUGAUGCCAGCACAAUCACAAGACACUACGUCUGCUCGCGAACAACUCCAAUCCAUUACAUCUAGUCGAGUGGAACGUGCCCAGCAGCCUGUGGUGUUGCAGCAGCCUGUGUCCACUGUGAGUGGAACUAAGGCACCUUCCCUGCCCCAAAGCCCUGCUCCUUCCCAGCAUCACUUUGUUCCCAGUGAAUCAGAUGGAGAGGGACGUGGCAGAGGAGGGUUUGUAGACAGCACUAUCAAGACACUGGAUGAGAAACUGAGGAAUUUACUGUAUCAAGAGUACGCUCCCAUGUACCCAUCGGGAAGUGCUGCUGAAACUCCAGGAUCUGGCACAGAGUAUAUCCAAUCCCCACCAGGACCAGAGUGUGCGCUGGGAGGGUCAGGAACCAGCACACCUAGUCUUAUGGGAGAGGGACGAUUCAGGGCAGGAGAGCAGUUGCCACAGAUUCCAGAGCGUGUGGACAGUUUAAGUGCUCUCAGUGACUCUGCCGUUGGAGUUACUGUGUCAAGGAGACACGUGAUGCCACACUCUGCCUCUUGCUCUGGAUCUAGAAGUCGAUAUAAGAUGAUGCCUAGCUCCACUGACAUCCUGUCAGGUCAAGGUCGAAAGCAGCGCAGCCUGAGCAGCACAGCAUCUCCAGCGCACCCUGGUGGCUUUUUAGGAGAAUGCGCCGUGUACGAAGAGCCGGCUGUUUCUGCCACCACUGUCGGCAGGUUCUCAGUUGUCAGCACAGAAGAUGAGGUCACGCGCAGAAAGCUCAGCAGCAGAUAUUCUGCCCCACCUGACUUUUAUCUAGACGCCCCACCUCCCCUGACCAAACGAGGCUCUCUGCCAAGGGCACAGACCUCAGUCUCAGCGGAUGUCACCGUCCACAACCGCUUCAUGUCUUCUGACUCCGGGGCGGAGAGCAGCCCCGCCAAAAUGGCACCUACAACCCCGUCCCGCCAUGGGAGGUCUGAAAGGAGAGGAAGUGACCUCAUGAAAAGGGCGGUGGCUUUUCUAAAGCGCUCGGGCCGCAGCAGCAGUGUGCAAAGCUCUGAUUCGCCAAGCAGAAAGGGAGGGGUGUAUGGAUCCUAUGUCAGCAGUGACAAUGACUCCGAGAUGGAGGAUUCUGAUAUAAAGAAGGAGCUUCAAAGACUAAGAGAAAAGCACAUGAAAGAGAUAACCGAAUUGGAGGCCAAUCACAGAGAAGAGGUGGAGCUUCUUUAUAUGAGAUUAGGGAAACCACCCCCUCCAGGUCUUUACAUCCCGCCCACAGCACCCCCUGCUGGACGCAAGCGCAAGACCAGCAGGCACAAACUAAAAGCUGGCAAACUGCUCAGUCCUCUAGUACAACAGCUGAGAAAUGUUGCCUCUAAAACUAGCGACUCCAGCAAACCUAAUGAUUUGACAAAAUCAGCUGAAGCUGCCCUGAGCUUGAAUGGUUCUCCUGCUAGAGCUUCCAACUUGUCAGAUGGCAAGGCUUACUCUGGGACCGGGACUCUGCCUUGUUCUGUGUCUGAGCCGGUUCACACCCAACAGCCCUGCUCUCUCAAAGGAUCUCUCUCCUCCGACAACAUCUACUCUGGUCUACAGGGAGAAGGACAUGGGCUGCCCAGCCAGCCGGCCCAAGGCUGGCCUCCUUCUCCCCAGGCGUCUGCACAGGUCACCUAUAAAUCCAGCAGUAAACCACGCGCUAGAUUCCUCAGUGGGCCUGUUUCUCUGUCCAUCUGGUCAACCCUUAAACGCCUGUGUCUGGGUAAAGAACGUGGCAGCAGAUCUGGAGCAGCAUCAGCUGCCUCUAAUCAGUCCCCAAUGCCUCCUGGAUCAACUCCUCCUCCUCACCAGCCAAUCGGUCUUGCCCAAGCACAGACUAAUAACAGCAACAACAAGACAGAUGAUGCACUCACACAGCAGCUUCAGAGACUCAUGGAUAACUGGGCAGAAGGUUUAAGGAAACCUUCACGCUCACAAUCCCUCAGUCUAAGACCACAGCAACUGAAUCGAUCCCGGAUCUGGAGCGCUAUAGAGGCUCCGGUUUCAACAGAAAGAUUGAACGCUUCCCAACUGCCUCUUUCAUGGCCGCAGAUUGAUUUCCAUGCCCAUGUGAUGGCGACUGACACUACACAAGUACUCCAGCGCAGUUUUUUGGUGCCCGGCAGCUGUUACGGAAAGAUGCUGAAUGCCCAACGCCUAGACAUGGACUACUGGCCAACAAUGACUGGCAAUCUUAACCAAGAAGUCUUUGCUUUCCCUGCUAUGCACUCUCCUUCUUGGACAGCACCUUCGUCCCCCAGCGAGGUUCCUAGUUCUAGAAAUAGGACCAUGUAGCUUUACCAUCACUGUACCUAUUCUUCUUACUGUCGCCGAAAAUACUUUAGUUUCUUUAGAGUGCUGGUUAGGCCUUUCAGUGUGCAAUUCAAUCUGUUAAAGUUGCUAGCAUGUAGUCGCAUGUAGUAAUCCCACUCGAACAUGUAAAUAUUCAGGCUAACAAUGUAGGCAUAUGUGAUGAAUUAGUGAUGUACAUUGAGUAUUAUUGUAUAUAGCCUAUGUAGCAUCUCUGAAUUUUAGCAUAGGCAUAUGUACAGAACGUAUAUUUUUCAUCAAAAUUUGUUUAGCUUGCUUGUGUCCUUAACUCUGAGCUGUAUACAUAAUGUAAAUGCUAUAAGGUAACAUGCUCUUAUAUUUGGGUAGGUGUGUAUAGACACUGUUUAUAAUAUCUUCUGUAAAUAUAAGCUCUGUCUGCAUAUGUGCAUAAACCCGAUACGUGAAUGAAGGUGAGGUUUAGGUUAAUCGGUGGCUUGGGUUGAAUUGAAUCACAGCUGGGUGACAACACUGGAGCGAUGAUCAUGACAUCACUGUGAAUUUUUCACUCCGUCCUGCAGCGAUCACUAAUUUCACAAUGCGCUGGUCAGCAAAACACAUUAUCGUAUGCUAGAAAAGUAACGACCACGAACUGCACUGAGAAUCAAGAGAGAACUUUAACAGACUGUACAUUUCAGGUGAACAAGCCUGCAAGAGUGCCUUGAAAUGCAACUGCAGACUGUGCUGCGUACCAGCCAAUGUACCCAGGGUAAAGGUGACUGCUAUUAAUCCUGUUACCAAGCAUAAUAACUACUAAAUUCAUGUUUUCCCCACAUGCAGUUUAUGAUGUCCUUUAUGGGCGUUUAUAAAAUGCUUUUCAACACUACAUGGUACAAUUUUUUUUUUUUUUUUAAAGGUGUGUGCAUUUAUUAUUAGGAGUAUAUUUUUCUUUAUACAUGUUCUAUAUCUUCUGAAACAGUAAAACAGUUGCAUUGGUUUAGAGGAAAAGUGUUUUCAAAACUGUAAUGCCAUCAAGUGAUCUUUUGAAUCGAAGAUUUACAAUGAAUGAAAUGAGCGAAAUGAUCUCCGCUGGUGCAGUCGUUUGGUUCCUAAUGCCAUCUGUUAGAUCUCAAUGAUACUUUUUUAUUUAUUAAUAAUGCUAAUAUUUAAGUUUCGACUAGAGUGUUUUAGAAGACACUGACUGAUGCUUUGCAACAUAAAAGACCAUGGCUACCCAAAAUUAUUAACUGUUAACAAUUAAAUUUGAGUUUUGAAAUAUAGUCAUUACUAAUAGACAAACAUCUGUACAAGUUCUGGGAAGUUAUAUGUGUCAUAACAAACUCUAUACUUAAACUGACAAAUGUGCUGUAGAAAGUCACAUGAUGAAGUACUGAAAUCUGGCAAAAUCUGCUCAUAUACACUUAUUCUAUACUUGUAUAUCAAAUUAUUGAAACAGGUUGUAGUUUUUUCAAAUGGUGUUACAUAUGGAAGUAAAUAAGUGGCAUUAGAUCUCAUCUUGCACUAAGCAGAGGUGUAGCAGGUCAUUGUUUUUUUGUCAUGGUAAUUGGUGCUAUAAUGUAUGAUAGUGACCUUUUAUAUUUCUAUCAGUCUGUUUAUUUUCUGAAAAGUCUAUAUAGAAAAAAAAUAUGCUAUCUUAAAUCUGAGCCAUGUUCAUUUUUUUUAUCCCUUCAUUUCAAAUGGGAUAUGAAACAGUUCAUUAAUCUGUUUCAAUCGCUUAAAGUUAAUUUUGUUACAUAUUUUCAGAAAUGUCAGCCUUGUACAAACAAACCAAUAAAAAAUAGGCAAUGUGA
Messenger RNA from Pimephales promelas (fathead minnow), 8580 nucleotides. NCBI's taxonomy places the organism in Eukaryota, Metazoa, Chordata, Actinopteri, Cypriniformes, Leuciscidae. The record is from RefSeq and is a predicted model, not a curated record.